Molecule: messenger RNA, 1358 nt
Organism: Coffea arabica (coffee)
Lineage: Eukaryota; Viridiplantae; Streptophyta; Magnoliopsida; Gentianales; Rubiaceae
Source: RefSeq, a predicted model, not a curated record
CAUUCAGACCAAAUUAUGUCAUAAAUUCAUUUUCCAAGGAUUAACAAAUAACAAUGACAUGCAUGUAACCAAAGCAGAAUCUCACUCUCCUUUUUACGAUUUGAUCGUGGACAAAAACAAAUAUGGUCCACAACCAAAAAUUCUGAAGGCCCCGGCAUUUAAUCAGAAAACAUGUGCCCCAACAACUACAAUAAUUGAGAAAGUUACUCUGUAAACACGCCCAUGCAAAAGCUUACAAAUUUGCCAGAGAAGAACUCCAGGUCUACGCGCAAUAAUUAUUAACGCUCCGUUCUUUAUAACCAAUUAUAGUAGCCUAGGUAAGAUUACCAGUUCCUCGCUGCAAAAAACUUUCCAUAAAAAAAAAAAAACAUCUUGUUCUCAACACUGAAUCCAAGGCAACACCAAUGGCCGACCCUGUUAUCGGUGCCACAAUUCAGGUCACAUUGGAAACGGCACUGUCUCUUGCCUCUGAUAGGAUUGGUAUGUUAGUUGGGUUCAAGAAGGAUCUGGCCAGCAUGACUCGAUCUCUUCGGUUUAUCAAUGCUCGCUUGUCUGAUGCUGAGGAAAAGCAACAAAACCAGGACCGGGUAGUGCAUGAAUGGUUGAAGUGUCUCGAGGAGGUGGCUUAUGAUGCUCAGAAUGUGUUGGAUGAGCUCCACUAUGAAUCUCUUCGUCACCAGGUGGAGUCCCGAAACCGACACAAGCUCAAGUUGAAGGAGAUAAAUCAACAAGCCCGUGAUUUUGGACUGGAAGUAAGUCAGUCGUGCCUGCUGCCCUCCCUGCUGCUCCUGCUGUUGGAGGCACGAGAGGUCGGCAGACCGACUCUGUUGUUGCUCCAAUGGUUGGAAGAGCCGAUGAUGAAAUCAGAGAUAGUGAAGAUUUUGUUGAGCCUGUCUGAGAAGGUUGUUUCUGUUCUUCCCAAAGUUGGUAUGGGAGGUUUAGGCAAAACAACUUUGGCUAAAUCCAUAUACAACAACAAGCAAAUUGAUGAACACUUUGACAUAAAGAUUUGGGUUUGUGUAUCGAAAAAAGUUCCAAUAGAGGAGCUUUUCAAACUCAUAUUAGUGCAUUUGACGAAAGAAAAGGUUGAAGUGGAUCUUAGGGACGUCAUCGUUGAAAAAAUUGGGAACAACCCAGGGGGAAAAAGAUAUCUCCUAGUCCUUGAUGAUGUGUGGAAUGAUGAUCAAGCAUUGUGGGAGGACUUUUUCAACACCUUGAAGGGGCUCAAUCCAACCAAUGGAAGCUGGUGUUUGGUCACUACUCGUCCAGGUCCAGUGGCGCAGUGUGUGUCUAGAGUUUUCAUGAUGGAAAAUGAAGCCUAUCGAUUAGGAAAACUACCUGAUGCGACUGCGAGGUGA